Messenger RNA from Lasiosphaeria miniovina, 1356 nucleotides. RefSeq lists its product as uncharacterized. Bases 259 to 924 code for a protein of 221 amino acids. Gene Ontology annotation, cellular component: intracellular membrane-bounded organelle. The transcript is spliced from 2 exons. The record is from RefSeq and is a predicted model, not a curated record. NCBI's taxonomy places the organism in Eukaryota, Fungi, Ascomycota, Sordariomycetes, Sordariales, Lasiosphaeriaceae.
ACUAUUUCCUCAGCCCCGUCGUCCAGCCCCCCGUGUCCUGUUCCGACCUGUAGAGGUGCGCCACAAUUCCCCUCGUUUUUUGCUGUAGCUGCUUACCGCAGCUGGGGGACAGCAUCCAAGAACCUUGGUCGCAACAGUGCCCAAACAUUUUCCCAAAGCCCACGGCAGCACAAACCAAGAUUUACCAACCUACGCACGCUGCCAUGAUCGCAGGAACUCCGAACCCCUCUUUAUGAUCGGCCGCACACAAAUCCUACGAUGAAGAUCCGGCUUCCCUUUGCAGGAGUCUUCUUCCUGCUACUGCUGCUUGCCGGCUAUGCCGGGCUCACCACACUUCAGGUCGACACUCACAUCAACGACAAGCUUCUGCAUCUGGUGACCUUCUUCGCGCUGACGGUGGCCUUCUACUGGAUCAUCGAUACGAAUCGACGGCGCACGCUGAACCUGACAUUGGUGGUGUGCACGCUCGGGUUGGGCGUCGGCUCCGAAUUCCUUCAGGCACUGGCGCCGCUCGGGCGCGUCUUCGACAUCCUCGACCUCGUCGCUAACGUAGUCGGUUCGCUGGUCGGGCUGGGUUUGUGUUCCUGGUAUCACAAACGCAUGCUAGAGCGGAAGCGCCUGCGCAAACAUUAUAACGCUGUCCCCGGCGAGGACUUGGGCGAGGAGGACCUCGAGCUCGGGGAAGGUGUUGCCGUCAGCACGGGUGACCACGAGGAAGGCGUUACUGCGGCCGGCCCGACGAGUGCUACCGGAGUCAGGACUACCUCGCUAGAGCACGAGGUCGACAAUUGGGAUGAAAAUGCAGUCGACAAUUGGGAUGAUGAUGAUCUUGGGGGCGAUAUAGGCAUCAGCUCAGUCGGGGCCGGCAAGGACGUGGAGGCCAACGUCGGCGAUCACGGAGGCUCCAAGAAAAGGGCCGAUUGAUACUGAGAUGGUACCUUCCACUUGUCUCUUUUUAUGGCUACUGUUCCCGCAUCGACGCCGAAUGUACUGUAUUUACGGCUUGCUCUAUGUAUCGGCGUUUUUGUGGCUCUGUACUUUCUCUCGAUGCUUGUGUUAGAAUGGGCCACAGGUGAAGCCAAGGGAGGCUUCCAGCACAGACUUACUGUAUGAGAUAUUACGAGGAUAGGAGGGUGCAAAAGGAUGCAUUCAUUUGGUUAUUCAGGUAGAAAGUUCACAGUCCAGUAUUAGCGCAAGCUUUGAACAUCUACUCAUAUUGCAGUCAACAGAAGCCGAAUCAGCGAAUAGUAAGGGAGUCAGUGCAGCUUGGAUUUUUCUGCGUGGAUUACGUGAAAGAAAGAACAAGAUGCCGUGUGUACUGUACAUUUGAUAAUAUCAAUUUAUUUUCGUCGGCAC